AUCCUCCCUUUCUCAUCCUCACCUUCUCAUCCUCCCCUCCUCCUUCUCUUUUCCAGGUCUUAUCUGGAAGUUGCAAGGGAAUUGGCCCUUGUCUGUUAUCUUCUCAUCCUUCUCCUGAAACUAUCUCUUUUCAUCAUCAACUCUUUUCUCUAUCUUUCCCUUAGACCCCGCCCCCACCUCCUUUGUCCUGCUUCUGCUCUCGAAUACCCGUCAGGAUGGUUCAAUCGUCUGUUCUUGGUUUCCCUCGUAUGGGAAAACUCCGUGACCUCAAGAAGGCUACGGAGGCAUACUGGGCAGACAAGAUCUCUCGUGAUGACCUGUUGAAGGAGGGAAAGAGACUCCGUCUCGAGCACUGGAAGAUCCAGAAGGAUGCUGGUGUCGACGUUAUCCCCAGUAAUGACUUCGCCUUCUACGAUCAGGUCCUGGACCACAUCCAGCUCUUCGGUGUUGUCCCAGAGAGAUAUACCAAGUAUGGCCUCGACCCCAUUGACGAGUACUUCGCUCUGGGCAGAGGUCUGCAGAAGCCUGCCCAGGAUGGCAAGCCUGCUAUCGAUGUUCCUAGCUUGGAAAUGGUCAAAUGGUUUGACUCCAACUACCAUUAUGUCAAGCCUACUCUUCAAGACAACCAGGUCUUCAAGCUGGCUACUCAGCCCAAGCCUGUUGUUGAGUUCCUCGAGGCCAAGGAGGCCGGAAUCACUACUCGUCCCGUUAUUCUGGGACCUGUUUCUUUCUUGACCCUCGCCAAGGCCGAUCGUGGACAGACCACCGAUCCUAUUGACCAGCUUGAGAAGCUCCUCCCCUUGUACGUUGAGCUUCUGGCUAAGCUCAAGGAGGCUGGUGUUGAGGAUGUCCAAAUUGAUGAGCCCGUCCUCGUCUUUGACCUUCCUGCCAAGUCCAAGGCCGCUUUCAAGCCUGCCUAUGAGAAGAUCGGUUCCCUUGGCAACAAGGCUCCUCGCCUUGUUCUUGCUACCUACUUUGGCGAUAUUGUCCACAACAUCGAUGUCCUUCCUGCCCUUCACAGCCUCUAUGGCAUUCACGUUGAUCUCGUUCGCAACCCCGAGCAGUUGGAGACUGUUAUUGGCGCUCUUGGCCCCAAGCAAGUUCUUUCUGCCGGUGUUGUUGAUGGCCGUAACAUUUGGAAGACCAACUUCAAGACUGCUAUCGAGAAGGUCGAGCUCGCUAUCCAGAAGUUGGGCAAAGAUAGAGUCAUCGUCGCUACUUCCAGUUCUCUCCUCCAUGUCCCUCAUACUCUCGAGAGCGAGAAGUCUCUUGACCCCGAGGUUCGCGAUUGGUUCAGCUUUGCUGUUGAGAAGGCCAGCGAAGUUGUCGUGAUUGCCAAGGCUGUCACUGAUGGCCCCGCCACCGUCCGCGAAGCUCUCGAGGCUAACGCUAAGUCCGUUCAGGCCCGUGCCUCUUCCAAGAGGACUAACGACCCCAAGGUCAAGGAGAGGCAGGCUGCCGUCACUGAUGAGAUGCACAACCGCAAGUCUCCCUUCCCCACUCGUUACGCUGCCCAAACCAAGUCUAUCAACCUUCCUCUCUUCCCCACCACCACCAUCGGUUCUUUCCCUCAGACCAAGGAGAUCCGUAUCCAGCGUAACCGCUUCACAAAGGGAGAGAUCACUCCAGAGGAGUACGAGAAGUUCAUUGAGAAGGAGAUCCAAGAUGUCGUUAAGAUCCAGGAGGAGCUUGAUCUCGAUGUCUUCGUCCAUGGUGAGCCCGAGCGUAACGACAUGGUCCAGUACUUUGGAGAGCGUCUCGUUGGCUACGUCUUUACCACACAUGCCUGGGUUCAGAGUUACGGAUCCCGUUGCGUACGCCCACCAAUCAUUGUUGGUGACAUCUCUCGUCCUGCCCCUAUGACCGUCAAGGAGUCGAAGUAUGCUGCUUCCAUCUCCAAGAAGCCUAUGAAGGGCAUGCUUACUGGCCCUAUUACUUGCCUUCGCUGGUCCUUCCCUCGUGAUGAUGUUCACCAGUCAGUUCAGGCUCAGCAACUUGCCCUUGCUCUUCGUGACGAGGUCGUUGACCUUGAAGCUGCUGGUAUCCAGGUUAUUCAGGUUGAUGAGCCUGCUCUUCGUGAGGGUCUGCCUCUCCGCUCUGGUAAGGAGCGUGAGGACUACCUCACCUGGGCUGUCAAGGCUUUCCGCCUGGCAACAUCUGGUGUCACUGAUAACACCCAGAUCCACUCCCACUUCUGCUACUCUGAGUUCCAGGACUUCUUCCAUGCCAUUGCUGCCCUGGAUGCCGAUGUUCUGAGCAUUGAGAACAGCAAGUCUGAUGCUAAGCUGCUCAAGGUCUUCACGAACGAAGCUUACCCUCGUCACAUUGGCCCUGGUGUGUACGAUAUCCACUCCCCUCGUGUCCCCAGCGAGCAGGAGAUCAAGGACCGUAUUGAGGAGAUGCUUGAAUACCUCCGCCCUGAUCAGCUCUGGGUCAACCCCGACUGCGGCCUGAAGACACGUCAGUGGAAGGAGACCAAGGCUGCCUUGACCAACAUGGUCAAUGCGGCCAAGUUCUACCGCCAGAAGUAUGCCAAAUAAAUAUAAUUUCUCUCUUCAUAUGGCCACGACAUGGGGCGGCAUUCUCAACCUGUCGCCUCGAGAAUUACCGGGGAGUUUUGUUUGUGAUGAGUUAUGAUGAUGAUACCAAAAGUUCAACAUAUGGGUUCAGGGUUUUGCACUAGAGAAAAAAACAUCAGGGUAAAUGGAGUUCAACAUGACAAAGUUUCAACACGGGUGUACAAGCAUGUGUUUGUGGUCCUGGUUUUGUCAGUGGUUUUAUUUCAACAAUUUCUUCAGGUUAAUUUGAUAAUCAUAUGAGUGGUUAGGAUUUUAUCAACUUUGUAUAUUCGAAUACAAUAUGUAUUUCCCUAUUG
This is a messenger RNA of Monascus purpureus, 2875 nucleotides long. The record is from the annotation of a GenBank genome assembly. Lineage: Eukaryota; Fungi; Ascomycota; Eurotiomycetes; Eurotiales; Aspergillaceae.